GGGAAAAGACUGGAAAAAAUUCUAUAGGGAUUUAACUGAUUUCAAAUUCUCAGGCACUUGAUCUAGGGUUUAAUGUGUGAUUGCUAUAUCUGUGCAUAAUGCAGAUGGUUGAUAUAUAUGCUGUACCUGUUUUUCACCAUGGAGGUCAUUUUGAUAGAGGACCCGGUGGCACUCUUGAGUAUAUUGGUGGGAAGGUUGAGAAAUUUCCAGAGAUGGAUUUGGACUUUGUGAAUUUUGGGGAUUUGGUUACACUAUUCAAGGGUCUGGGGUAUGCAACAUACAGGGCAGUCUAUUGGUAUGACCCAACCAGUAAUGAUCUUGAGUCUGGACUGCACAUACUGAGGGGGGAUGCUGGAAUCAAUGAAAUGCGAGAGAACAAGUUGAAGAAUUCAAAUAUCAACGAGUUCUAUAUUUACUUCGAUCACCCUGUUGAUGAGCCACAGAUUGUGGAAGAAGAAGCUGCUGCAGAACAGGGGCCGGAAGAAUUUGAUGAUGCAGUUGAUGUGGACAGUAUCAUGCGGGAGCUUCAGUCAUCACCAUCGACAGCAGGGGAUGGGAAUGGUAGUGGGGAGGACGAGUUGUAUGAACCUCCUCCGAAUGGCACUGAAACUGGUUCUGAUGAUGACUCCUGUAGUUGUGAUGAGGAGAAUGAUCUUAUGAAGAAAAGAAGCACUGUGAAAGAAAAAGAGAAAGUGAUGCCAAAAAAGACUGCAGAGUCAAGUGGGAACAAGAGAGGUGCUGGGAGAAAGACUGCAGCUGUGCCUAGUGGCAAAGGUACCAUGCCAGCUGCCAAGCCCAAAGGAGCUGGGCCUAGUGCGAGGCCCAAAAGAACCAGGCCUACAGCCAAGCCCAAAGGAAGUGUUCCUCAUCACAAGCCCAAAAAAACUGGUGCUGAAGACAGUUGA
Molecule: messenger RNA, 905 nt
Organism: Arachis ipaensis
Lineage: Eukaryota; Viridiplantae; Streptophyta; Magnoliopsida; Fabales; Fabaceae
Source: RefSeq, a predicted model, not a curated record